Myotis lucifugus (little brown bat) is the source of this 8117-nucleotide messenger RNA. RefSeq names its product dedicator of cytokinesis 3 (gene DOCK3). The coding region runs from base 1 to 6066 and encodes 2021 amino acids. Gene Ontology annotation, molecular function: guanyl-nucleotide exchange factor activity; small GTPase binding. The record is from RefSeq and is a predicted model, not a curated record. Gene Ontology annotation, cellular component: plasma membrane; cytoplasm. The transcript has 51 exons. Lineage: Eukaryota; Metazoa; Chordata; Mammalia; Chiroptera; Vespertilionidae. Gene Ontology annotation, biological process: small GTPase-mediated signal transduction.
AUGUUUAUCCUUGUUUUUCUAGUGACGUGCAGUUUUCGAGGAUCUGUUCCUCAAGGGUUGGUCUUAGAAAUAGGAGAAACGGUCCAGAUUCUUGAAAAAUGCGAAGGUUGGUACAGAGGAGUUUCCACAAAGAAGCCAAAUGUAAAGGGGAUCUUUCCUGCAAAUUACAUUCACUUAAAAAAGGCAAUUGUCAGUAAUAGGGGGCAGUAUGAAACUGUGGUUCCUCUUGAAGAUUCCAUUGUGACUGAGGUUACAGCAACUCUACAAGAAUGGGCCAGUCUGUGGAAACAACUCUAUGUGAAACACAAAGUAGAUCUUUUCUACAAACUACGCCAUGUGAUGAAUGAACUUAUUGACCUUCGAAGGCAGCUACUGUCUGGUCACCUGACUCAGGAUCAGGUGCGGGAGGUUAAGCGGCACAUCACCGUGCGACUGGACUGGGGGAAUGAGCAUUUGGGCCUGGACCUGGUGCCUCGGAAGGACUUUGAGGUAGUGGAUUCGGACCAGAUCAGUGUCUCUGACCUCUACAAAAUGCAUUUGUCCAGCCGGCAGAGUGUACAGCAAAGCACGUCCCAGGUAGACACAAUGCGCCCACGCCACGGGGAAGCCUGCCGGAUGCCCGUGCCCCAUCACUUCUUCCUCAGCCUGAAGAGUUUCACCUACAACACCAUUGGGGAGGACACUGACGUCUUCUUCUCCUUGUACGACACGAGGGAAGGCAAGCAGAUCAGUGAGCGGUUUCUGGUGAGACUGAACAAGAAUGGUGGGCCAAGGAACCCAGAGAAGAUAGAACGAAUGUGUGCCCUUUUUACAGAUCUGAGCAGCAAAGAUAUGAAGAGAGAUUUGUAUAUAGUUGCCCAUGUGAUACGAAUAGGCCGGAUGCUCCUGAAUGACUCGAAGAAGGGCCCUGCUCACCUGCACUACCGGCGACCGUACGGCUGUGCGGUCCUAAGCGUCCUGGACGUCCUACAGUCGCUCACAGAAUUAAAGGAAGAAAAGGAUUUUGUUCUUAAGGUUUACACGUGCAACAACGAGGGGGAGUGGUCGCAGAUCCACGAGAACAUCAUCCGCAAGUCCAGCGCCAAGUACUCCGCCCCCAGUGCCAGCCACGGCCUUAUCAUUUCUCUUCAGCUUCUUCGCGGAGACAUGGAACAGAUACGGAGAGAAAACCCCAUGAUAUUUAGCAGGGGAUUGGCGAUUACAAGGAAAUUGGGAUUUCCUGAUGUCAUCAUGCCAGGCGACAUCCGCAAUGACCUGUACCUAACCCUGGAGAAGGGGGAUUUCGAGCGAGGGGGAAAGAGUGUGCAAAAGAAUAUUGAAGUGACCAUGUACGUGCUUUAUGCAGAUGGAGAAAUCUUGAAGGAUUGCAUCAGCUUGGGUUCUGGAGAGCCAAACAGAAGCUCCUACCACUCGUUCGUCCUCUACCACAAUAACAGUCCUCGCUGGGGAGAGAUCGUCAAACUGCCCAUCCCCAUCGACCGCUUCCGCGGCUCCCACCUGCGCUUCGAGUUCAGACAUUGUUCCACGAAGGACAAAGGGGAAAAGAAGCUCUUCGGCUUUGCCUUCUCGCCCCUGAUGCGGGAUGACGGGACCACUCUCUCCGAUGACAUCCACGAGCUCUACGUGUACAAGUGUGAUGAGAACAGCACGUUUAACAACCAUGCCCUGUACCUGGGCCUGCCCUGCUGCAAAGAGGACUACAACGGCUGCCCUAACAUCCCCUCCAGCCUCAUCUUCCAGCGCAGCACCAAAGAGUCUUUCUUCAUCUCCACGCAGCUCUCCUCCACCAAGCUCACCCAGAACGUGGACCUCCUUGCUCUGCUGAAGUGGAAGGCCUUUCCAGACAGGAUCAUGGACAUCCUGGGGCGGCUGCGGCACGUCAGCGGAGAGGAGAUCGUUAAGUUUCUGCAGGACAUCUUAGACACACUCUUUGUGAUUUUGGAUGACAACACAGAGAAGUACGGCCUGUUGGUGUUCCAGUCUCUGGUGUUCAUCAUCAACCUGCUCAGAGACAUCAAGUAUUUCCACUUCCGGCCUGUCAUGGACACGUACAUCCAGAAGCACUUUGCUGGAGCCUUGGCAUACAAGGAGCUCAUCCGCUGUUUGAAGUGGUACAUGGACUGCUCGGCAGAACUGAUUCGGCAGGACCACAUCCAGGAAGCCAUGCGGGCCUUGGAGUACCUCUUCAAGUUCAUCGUGCAGUCCAGGAUCCUGUACUCGAGAGCCACGUGUGGGAUGGAAGAGGAGCAGUUCCGGGCCAGCAUCCAGGAACUUUUCCACUCCAUCCGCUUUGUUCUCAGCCUGGACAGCAGAAACUCAGAGACGCUCCUGUUCACUCAGGCCGCGCUCCUCAAUUCCUUCCCCACCAUUUUUGACGAGCUGCUGCAAAUGUUCACCGUGCAGGAGGUGGCAGAGUUUGUGAGAGGGACCCUGGGGAGCAUGCCCAGCACUGUGCACAUCGGGCAGUCGAUGGAUGUGGUGAAGCUGCAGUCCAUCGCCAGGACUGUGGACAGCCGCCUGUUUUCUUUCUCAGGCUCCCGCCGCAUCCUGCUCCCUGUGGUUCUGCAUCACAUCCACCUUCACCUGCGGCAGCAGAAAGAGCUGCUCAUCUGCUCAGGGAUUCUCGGCAGCAUCUUCUCCAUCGUCAAGACCAGCUCUCUGGAGGCGGAUGUCAUGGAGGAGGUAGAGAUGAUGGUGGAGAGCCUCCUGGACGUGCUCUUGCAGACUCUGCUCACCAUCAUGAGCAAAUCGCACGCUCAGGAGGCGGUAAGAGGGCAGCGGUGCCCGCAGUGCACAGCCGAGAUCACUGGUGAGUAUGUGUCCUGCCUUCUCUCGCUGCUCCGCCAGAUGUGCGACACCCACUACCAGCACCUCCUGGACAACUUCCAGAGCAAAGAUGAGCUCAAGGAAUUCCUGCUGAAGACGUUCUGUGUGUUCCGGAACCUGAUGAAGAUGAGCGUCUUUCCUCGGGACUGGAUGGUGAUGAGACUUCUCACAAGCAACGUCAUUGUCACCACCGUGCAGUACCUGUCCUCCGCCCUGCAUAAGAACUUCACAGAGACGGACUUCGACUUCAAGGUGUGGAAUUCUUAUUUUAGCCUGGCAGUUCUGUUCAUAAACCAGCCAAGCCUCCAGCUAGAAAUCAUCACUUCAGCCAAGAGGAAGAAGAUUCUAGAUAAGUAUGGGGACAUGCGUGUGAUGAUGGCUUAUGAACUGUUCAGCAUGUGGCAGAAUUUGGGUGAACAUAAGAUCCACUUUAUCCCGGGAAUGAUUGGUCCUUUUCUGGGUGUGACGCUGGUCCCGCAGCCAGAAGUGCGGAAUAUCAUGAUUCCCAUCUUUCAUGACAUGAUGGACUGGGAGCAGAGGAAAAAUGGCAACUUCAAGCAGGUGGAGUCCGAGCUGAUCGACAAGCUGGACAGCAUGGUGUCGGAAGGGAAAGGCGACGAGAGCUACAGGGAGCUCUUCGGCCUGCUCCUGCUGGAGAAGAUUGAACAGGAAACAUGGCGCGAGACCGGCAUUUCCUUCGUGACCUCAGUCACGCGCCUCAUGGAGCGCCUUCUGGACUACAGGGACUGCAUGAAAGGAGAGGAGACGGAGAACAAGAAGGUCGGCUGCACGGUGAACCUGAUGAACUUCUACAAGUCGGAGAUUAACAAAGAAGAGAUGUAUAUUCGCUACAUCCAUAAGCUUUGUGACAUGCAUCUGCAGGCGGAGAACUACACAGAGGCUGCGUUCACUCUGCUCCUGUACUGCGAGCUGCUGCAGUGGGAGGAGCGGCCGCUGCGGGAGUUCCUCCACUACCCGUCGCAGACCGAGUGGCAGCGGAAGGAGGGGCUGUGCCGGAAGAUCAUCCACUACUUCAGCAAGGGCAAGAGCUGGGAGUUUGGCAUCCCUCUGUGCCGGGAGCUGGCGUGUCAGUACGAGAGCCUCUACGACUAUCAGAGCCUCAGCUGGAUCCGGAAGAUGGAAGCCAGCUACUACGACAGCAUCAUGGAGCAGCAGCGCCUGGAGCCCGAGUUCUUCCGCGUCGGCUUCUACGGCAGGAAGUUCCCCUUCUUCCUCCGGGUGAGUCCCUUCCGGCGGUCACAGGCCUUCCUAGGUGAUCAGGAGCAGUCCCUGUACAGGGGACAGAGGCUGCGAUGCUCCUCCUUCGGGGGUGACGUGGGCCAGCCACUCAGGUUCACCUCUGGCAGAUCUGGGUUCCCCUUCACUUCCUGCGCAGACUUGCAGAUCUAUGCGGUGACGCCCAUUCCAGAUUGCGUGGAUGUCCUGCAGAUGGACAGGGUCCCGGAUCGCGUCAAGAGCUUCUACCGCGUCAAUAAUGUGCGGAAGUUCCGGUACGACAGGCCUUUCCACAAAGGCCCCAAGGACAAGGAGAACGAAUUCAAGAGCCUGUGGAUCGAGCGCACCACGCUGACCCUGACACACAGCUUGCCUGGCAUCUCUCGGUGGUUCGAGGUGGAGAGGCGGGAACUGGUGGAGGUGAGCCCCCUGGAGAAUGCCAUCCAGGUUGUGGAGAACAAGAACCAGGAGCUUCGGGCCCUGAUCGGCCAGUACCAGCACAAGCAGGUGCACGGCAACAUCAACCUGCUCAGCAUGUGCCUGAACGGCGUCAUCGACGCUGCGGUCAACGGAGGCAUCGCGCGCUACCAGGAGGCCUUCUUUGAUAAAGAUUACAUCACCAAGCACCCCGGGGAUGCUGAGAAGAUAGCCCAGCUCAAGGAGCUCAUGCAGGAGCAGGUCCACAUCCUUGGAGUCGGGCUGGCAGUUCACGAGAAGUUUGUGCACCCGGAAAUGCGCCCUCUGCACAAGAAGCUGAUCGAUCAGUUCCAGAUGAUGCGGGCCAGUCUCUACCAUGAGUUUCCGGGUUUGGACAAACCAAGUCCUGCAUGCUCAGGCAGCAGCACCCCCCGGGGCGGUGUCCUCGCAUCCCACAGCCCCGUGAGCCCCGAGAGCCUCAAGAUGACCCACCGGCACAGCCCCAUGAACCUGAUGGGCACGGGUCGCCAUUCCUCCUCCUCGCUCUCCUCACACGCGUCUAGUGAAGCGGGAAACGUGGUGAUGCUGGGCGACGGGCCCAUGGGCGAGGCCCCCGAGGACCUGUACCACCACAUGCAGCUCGUGUCUCCCAACCCCAGGUACCAGGGCUCAGUCACCAACGUGUCUGUUCUGUCCUCGUCCCAGGCAAGCCCUUCCUCCUCCAGCCUGAGCUCCACUCACUCAGCACCAUCCCAGAUGAUUGCCUCUGCCCCCUCCAGUGCCCGAGGCUCUCCCUCUCUGCCAGAUAAGUACCGCCACGCCCGGGAAAUGAUGCUGCUGCUGCCCACGCACCGGGACCGCCCGAGCAGCGCCAUGUACCCAGCAGCCGUCCUGGAGAAUGGACAGCUGCCAAAUUUCCAGCCAGCCCUGUUCCAUCAAGUGAUCGGAGCCUGCAAACCCUGCAGUGACCCCAAUCUGUCUGUGGCUGAGAAAGGUCAUUACUCCCUACACUUUGACACCUUCCACCACCCCCUGGGUGACACCCCCCCGGCCCUCCCUGCCCGGACCCUGCGCAAGUCUCCUCUCCACCCUAUCCCAGCCUCCCCCACCAGCCCCCAGUCGGGCCUGGACGGCAGCAACUCUACACUGUCCGGCAGCGCCAGCAGUGGCGUGUCCUCCUUGAGCGAGAGUAACUUUGGGCACCCCUCAGAGGCCCCGCCUCGAACCGACACCAUGGACUCCAUGCCCAGCCAGGCCUGGCAUGCCGAUGAAGACCUUGAGCCGCCCUACCUCCCUGUUCACUACAGCCUCUCUGAGUCGGCCGUCCUGGACUCCAUCAAGGCCCAGCCAUGCCGAAGCCACUCAGCCCCGGGAUGUGUCAUCCCUCAGGACCCCAUGGACCCGCCUGCGCUGCCUCCCAAGCCCUACCACCCCCGCCUGCCGGCCCUGGAGCAUGACGAAGGUGUGCUGCUGCGCGAAGAGGCCGAUAGGCCUCGGGGCCUGCACCGCAAGGCCUCACUGCCUCCUGGGAGCAUCAAAGAGGAGCAGGCCCGCCUGGCCUGGGAGCAUGGCCGCGGGGAGCAGUGAGGCCGGCAGGCGGCUGGGACGCCGCCCUCAGAGCAGCUCGCCCGACCAUUCCAGGUCUGAAAAGCCAGUCCCCCGAGGAGCAGAGAGGCCUGGCACUCAGGAGAGAACCACCAAGUCGACGUUCUACUGCCGUGAACUUGUGUGUUGCCAUGUGCAGAGGCCACAGCAGCAUGAGGGUUGUGGCUUCUCUUUUUAUUUCAUUUCUACGUUUCCAUUUCUCUGGGUUUCCCUUUCAUCUGUGCGCAGUAGAUGCUUUCUUCCUCCUGCAGUUCCAGGCCACGGGGAGCUCUGUGGAGGUAUUGCACAGACAGAAUCGCUUCGCAGCUUCGCAGGGCCUUGGGUAGGAGCCCAGGCCCCCUCCAGGGUAGAGAUGCACAGAAGAACGGAAAUUGCACUAGGACCUCUUCUUUUGCUGUGUGGACAGAAGAGCUCAUGGUUGUAUUCAGGGAUUGCGCGGACCACGUGGACUACAUGUCACAGGUGGUGAACAAGUGGCUACAAGCCAUUUUGCACAAAUGCCUGCCCACCUGCCCACUCUUGUCCAGGAAUACUCAACUGAGGGGCUGGUUGGGCCAACCUGCCAGCCCAGGCACGUGACCUGGCCUGACUGCAUGCCCAGGGCACACUGCCAGGCUUCCACCGGCCAGGCCUGCCUCCAGCUGUCUCGGAUAGUCCCCUCCAUCGCUUUUAUUUCUGACCACUUGCUCCCUUCCACUCUCAAUACACCUCAUGCCCUGCAGGAGCCCCCUUGGCGAAUGGAUCUGCAAAGGUUAGCUCCGCCCUCCGGGGCCUGAGUGGGGGUGUGGAACCAAAGGGACUGGCCACCUUCCUCCCCAAGGCCCGGGGGGCCACGUGUUGAGAGAGGAGCUGGUAUAGGAGUGAGGCCGAGGUGAGGGGCCGGAAAUCCUGAGCUCUCCAAGGUGGCCAGACCGCCUGACAGGCAGCUCCUGAGUCAGGGAUUUUCAGCACUACCUCUGAGCAGGGGGCUGGCUGCCCAGCCAGGCUGCCAAGCCCUGAGGACUCUCGGUCAGGUCAGCGAGCUCCUGGGGGAGCAGGGUGAGGAGGGGCGUCUCCUUUUGGAGUCAGGGAGCCACGUAAGUUGAAUUAUCCUCUUCCAAGUGCCAAGUGCAGGGCCCUGCUCCGGGCGGUGGGGACCACCACUCAGGGUUCAGGGCGGGCAGGAGGCAGCGUCUCCAGCCUCCUGUCUGCUGGACAGAGUGCAGCGGGAUCCAUGGGACUCUGGGGUCAGAGCACCGGUUUUCCUCUUGCUUUAUAGGGGGGGACAGAAGGGGGAGUCAUGGUCUUCACCAGGGUGCUUCCAAGUUACUUCAGUCGACACAGACUCUUUCUUUUGCUCGAGUUCACAACUCUGAUGGUCACAGGCUGCCUUCUCCUCGCUGAGCAGGUGUCUCCCUGUCACUCUUCUGCUGGCCGUCUGACCUCCGGCUGGGCCCUGGGCCCACGACCCUCCGUCAUUGCCCCUCUUUCCGAACAGACAGGCCAUGGUCAGGGUGUUUUUCUCUUGUAAACAAACACCAGCUGUUUAACAGGAAUGCCAGCAAGUAACCUUUCAGGAAAGACAGGGCAGCGUUCAGGGCCUAUGGGUGGUGCUGGGAGGGUGCUCCCGCAGAGCGGCUGGCACGCAGGCCGCAGGCCUCAGGAGGGCAGCCCCGGGCCUGGUGCCUGGUGUUCAGUGUGAGGGUUGGGCCCCAGCUUUGUAUGAUUCUUAGGCAGGAGGGUGUCGGGUCUUGGACAAGGCCUCACCACCACCAUCUCCCUUCUCCACCAGGUGGCCCGAGGUGAGCCAGGGGGGUCUGCUCUCCACUCAGAUUCCAAAUCCCUUUUGGAGAACCAGCCAGUCUGAGGGGAAGUGGGAGGUCAGAGGUGAGAAUCCUCUGAAGAUUGUGAAAUACUGAUUUUCAUUCUUUUGAGCUUAUUUGUAAAUACCUAUUUGAAUGCUGUGUAUUUGUACAGGAAUUUGAGCAAAAAAUGUAUAGAGCGUGAUGUCCAAUUGGUGUUCAGCCCUAUAAAUGUGUUUUUAACCUCUGGCA